Messenger RNA from Camelus dromedarius (Arabian camel), 2024 nucleotides. It is a transcript of the gene KLHL25, whose product is annotated as kelch like family member 25. Lineage: Eukaryota; Metazoa; Chordata; Mammalia; Artiodactyla; Camelidae. The record is from RefSeq and is a predicted model, not a curated record. The coding region runs from base 127 to 1896 and encodes 589 amino acids. The transcript has 3 exons. Gene Ontology annotation, molecular function: protein binding.
CGGUCGGCGGCUUUGGCGAGCCGGGGGAGGGGAGCGGUGGCAGCGAGGGCUGCGGAGCCUCGCGCGGGCGGCGAGGGGCCUCUGAGCGCGGCGGGCGGCGGCGCCACGAGCGCAGGUCAGCUCAGCAUGUCAGUCAGCGUCCACGAGACCCGCAAGUCGCGGGGCAGCGCGGGCUCCAUGAACAUCACGCUGUUCCACAAGGCCUCGCACCCCGACUGCGUGCUGGCCCACCUCAACACGCUGCGCAAGCACCGCAUGUUCACGGAUGUCACGCUCUGGGCCGGCGACCGCGCCUUCCCCUGCCACCGCGCCGUGCUGGCCGCCUCCAGCCGCUACUUCGAGGCCAUGUUCAGCCACGGCCUGCGGGAGAGCCGCGACGACACUGUCAACUUCCAGGACAACCUGCACCCCGAGGUGCUGGAGCUGCUGCUGGACUUCGCCUACUCGUCCCGCAUCGCCAUCAAUGAGGAGAACGCCGAGUCACUGCUGGAGGCGGGUGACAUGCUGCAGUUCCACGACGUGCGCGACGCGGCCGCCGAGUUCCUGGAGAAGAACCUGUUCCCGUCCAACUGCCUGGGCAUGAUGCUGCUGUCGGACGCCCACCAGUGCCGCCGGCUCUACGAGUUCUCCUGGCGCAUGUGCCUGGUGCACUUCGAGACCGUGCGGCAGAGCGAGGACUUCAAUAGCCUGUCCAAGGACACCCUGCUGGACCUCAUCUCGAGCGACGAGCUGGAGACGGAGGACGAGCGCGUGGUCUUCGAGGCCAUCCUCCAGUGGGUGAAGCACGACCUGGAGGGGCGCAAGGCCCACCUGCCCGAGCUCCUGCGCAGCGUGCGGCUGGCCCUGCUGCCGUCCGACUGCCUGAAGGAGGCCGUGUCGGGCGAGGCCCUGCUCAUGGCCGACGAGCGCACCCGGCUCAUCGUGGACGAGGCGCUGCGCUGCAAGACCAGGAUCCUGCAGAACGACGGCGUGGUCACCAGCCCCUGUGCCCGGCCGCGCAGGGCCGGCCACACGCUGCUCAUCCUGGGGGGCCAGACCUUCAUGUGCGACAAGAUCUACCAGGUGGACCACAAGGCCAAGGAGAUCAUCCCCAAGGCCGACCUGCCCAGCCCCCGCAAGGAGUUCAGCGCCUCGGCCAUCGGCUGCAAGGUCUACGUGACCGGGGGCCGGGGCUCCGAGAACGGGGUCUCCAAGGACGUGUGGGUGUACAACACCGUCCACGAGGAGUGGUCCAAGGCGGCGCCCAUGCUCAUCGCCCGCUUUGGCCACGGCUCGGCCGAGCUGGAGAACUGCCUCUAUGUGGUCGGGGGACACACGUCCCUGGCCGGUGUCUUCCCGGCCUCCCCGUCGGUCUCCCUGAAGCAGGUGGAGAAGUAUGACCCCGGCGCUAAUAAGUGGACGAUGGUGGCCCCGCUGAGGGAUGGCGUCAGCAACGCCGCGGUCGUGAGCGCCAAGCUGAAGCUCUUCGUUUUCGGGGGGACCAGCAUCCACCGGGACAUGGUGUCAAAAGUCCAGUGCUACGACCCCUCGGAGAACCGGUGGACCAUCAAGGCCGAGUGUCCCCAGCCGUGGCGGUACACUGCCGCCGCCGUGCUGGGCAGCCAGAUCUUCAUCAUGGGGGGCGACACGGAGUUCACGGCCGCCUCGGCUUACCGCUUCGACUGCGAGACCAACCAGUGGACUCGGAUCGGGGACAUGACCGCCAAGCGCAUGUCCUGCCACGCCCUGGCCUCGGGCAACAAGCUCUACGUGGUGGGGGGCUACUUCGGGACCCAGCGGUGUAAGACGCUGGACUGCUACGACCCCACCUCGGACACGUGGAACUGCAUCACCACCGUGCCCUACUCGCUCAUCCCCACCGCCUUCGUCAGCACCUGGAAGCACCUGCCCGCGUGAAGAACACCUGCAGAACCCGGCCAGACUCUACGCGUUUCUCCCUGCCCCACGGCUGCAGCCCUCAUUGUCACAUGGUGGCCCUGACCCUGCCUGCCACAGCAGGACGCCCCGCCCGGCCCCACCAGCUC